Messenger RNA from Purpureocillium takamizusanense, 387 nucleotides. RefSeq lists its product as uncharacterized. The transcript has a single exon. The record is from RefSeq and is a predicted model, not a curated record. Bases 1 to 387 code for a protein of 128 amino acids. NCBI's taxonomy places the organism in Eukaryota, Fungi, Ascomycota, Sordariomycetes, Hypocreales, Ophiocordycipitaceae.
AUGGCAACUGCACGUUGCAAUGGAGGUUCGUUGUUCUCGGAUUCCGGGAAGCUCGAGACCACGGCCGACGAGACAGUUGCGCGCAGAUCACCAGUCGAGGCUCGACGGGGGUCUGGGAGCCCAAAAAGGAGUUUUGGUAGCAUCAGCAGUAGAGCAUCAGGUGUAGAGCAAAACGAGACACGAAUCAUGGCAUGGCGCAUGGAUAGACUGCGGUCCGACAUGGAGUUGAUGGGCAUUGGCGAGACGAAAAUGUCCUCCAGCCAGGCUACGAAGACUCGAGUUCUUUUUGAAGUGUCCGAUCCCCAAACCGCGACAGACGUGCGACGAGCACGAAGUCAGGUGGUAGGAGUCCGGCGUGCAAUUAAAAUUGAUCUGGGGCAUAACUGA